GGACAGCAAUUUCUGCAGCCAAAGCAUCAAGCUGGAAGGCGCUAAGAGAAGAUGAACAAAAGUGAUCCUGCCUGGGGAAGCAAUGCCAAGGACCCAGAUGAGAAAGAGAUAUCGCCUUGCUUGGUCAGCCUAGGGGCCCUCCUCUACUACUGCAUCCUGCUGUGUGUGGGUUUGCCUGUUAACAUUUUAACUGCCGCUGCACUUUCCCGCCUUGCUGCUCGUACCCGGAAAUCCUCGUACUGCUACCUCUUGGCGCUCACCACUUCUGACAUCCUGACUCAAGUCUUUGUGGUCUUUGCUGGCUUCAUUGUGCAGGCAGCCAUCUUGGGCCGCGAAGUGCCAGGUGCCUUUGCCCAUGCAAUCAACAUCUUACAGUUCACGGCCAAUCACACCUCCAUCUGGAUGACAGUACUGUUGACUAUGGACCGUUACGUGGCCCUUUGCCAUCCCCUGCAGUACAGGGCUAUCUCUUAUCCAGAACGCACCCAGAAGAUAAUUGCUGCCAUGUUUACAGUCUCACUGGCUACUGGAGUUCCUUUCUACUGGUGGCUAGAUGUUUGGCAUGAUGUCUCCCCGCCCAGCACUAUGGACAAAGUCCUGAAGUGGCUUCAUUGCUUCAUCAUCUACUUCAUUCCCUGCACUGUCUUUCUGAUGACAAACUCUGUUAUAAUCUACAAGCUCAAGCGAUCAGGAAAUCCCAACGGCCGCCUCAGCAGAACCACAGCCAUCUUGUUGGCCGUCACCACUGUCUUCAUUGUCCUCUGGGCUCCACGGACAUUUGUCAUGAUCUACCACCUCUACGUGGCAUCAGUCAAUCAGGACUGGCGAGUACACCUGGCCUUGGAUGUUGCCAACAUGGUAGCCAUGCUCAAUACCUCCAUCAACUUCUUCCUUUACUGCUUUGUCAGCAAGACCUUCCGGCGUACUGCCCGUGAAGUGCUAGUCUCUUACAGAUUCCAGUGUACCCAAUCAUCAAAGAAGGACACCACUUUGGAAUUGACUCUGAAACCCCUGGGGGUCUGGGCUAGGACUUCGGUUUAGGGAGAUUAUCAUCCUUCUGCAAACCAGCUCAACUUUGGCUGAAUGUGGAUUCCAUGGGCCUUUUGGUGCACUGAGAUGUUGGAGAAUAAGGACCUCCUUUGUGGCCCUUCAGGAAAAAAGGGAAGGAG
This is a messenger RNA of Notechis scutatus (mainland tiger snake), 1169 nucleotides long. It is a transcript of the gene GPR142, whose product is annotated as G protein-coupled receptor 142. Gene Ontology annotation, molecular function: G protein-coupled receptor activity. Gene Ontology annotation, biological process: G protein-coupled receptor signaling pathway. Gene Ontology annotation, cellular component: plasma membrane. NCBI's taxonomy places the organism in Eukaryota, Metazoa, Chordata, Lepidosauria, Squamata, Elapidae. The record is from RefSeq and is a predicted model, not a curated record.